CUCCUUGUCGGUAUAAAAUUGUUUAGAUCAAGAAACCAGGAUAUCCAAAAUAGUGAUAUAUUUUUCUUGCCUAACUCCACUGACAAAAGCUAACAAUAGUAUAAUUACCACCUACUACUUGGUUUUUUGAUUCAUUGGUAUCUUGUGUAUACUAUUCAAUAAAAAUCAAAUAUUAUUUAGUAUUAUUGACAUGGUAACAAAUCCCACAAGUUCAAAUUCUGAUCUAAUUACAUAUUCACAUCUCAAAGCAAAAAUUACUUAUAAAAACUGUAAUAGUUUCAGAGCUAAUAAUUUAGUAAUUUGUAUAAUCAGCAGGUCAAUAAAAACAAUCAGCACUUUUCGAAAGGUCCACUUCCAAGGAAGCUAGAGACCGUCCUUUUUAAUUAAUUCGCCUGCACCAUCCCCUUAUAUCGAGGGUCUAAUUCCACAUCUUAUUCCUUCUUAUAUUCCCUAAGAUUAUUUUAUUUCUAAUCGGAGCUCCUAUCUUGCUUGUCCUCCAUUCUUUUUCAUCUACCUUUGAAUCUUUCAUACUUGUAUAUAAAGCUUUACUUCCUCCUCUGCUACUCCUUUUCUAUCAAUCAUCAAAACACAUUCAUUGUAUUAAACCCUAAACCCCGAGAACCUGAAAUACCACAAAUGAGACCUUUUGGCUUGAUCUUUACGGUCAUGUUCUUGGUCUCAGCCUUUUCAGAAUCAAGAACCGCCGAUUGUAGGGUUCUCCUUGGUGGCUCAUCGGAGGAAAUAGGUCCAUCAAAGAAUCAUGGGGUCGAUUUUCAACGUAAAGAGUUGUUAGGGGUCGUGAUGCGUGGUUAUAAAAGGUUACGGUCGCUUUCUUCAGCUGGGGAGAGGAUGCACACAAUGGCUUCAGGACCGAGCAGGAAAGGUUCUGGUCACUAAAAGACUAUUGAUCCACUUAGAUUAUUUCUAUACAUCAAUAUUUGUUUAGCUCAGGUUAUAGUAAAGGCUUUUCAUUUGUUAUAUUGUAUUUAUUCAGUCGUGAAAAAAACAAUGUAAAGUUUAGAAGGGAAAUUUUUUGAUCA
This is a messenger RNA of Brassica rapa (field mustard), 1040 nucleotides long. RefSeq lists its product as uncharacterized. NCBI's taxonomy places the organism in Eukaryota, Viridiplantae, Streptophyta, Magnoliopsida, Brassicales, Brassicaceae. The record is from RefSeq and is a predicted model, not a curated record.